Nanorana parkeri is the source of this 1662-nucleotide messenger RNA. RefSeq names its product bile salt-activated lipase-like. Gene Ontology annotation, cellular component: synapse; cell surface; postsynaptic specialization membrane. Gene Ontology annotation, molecular function: neurexin family protein binding; triacylglycerol lipase activity; sterol ester esterase activity. Bases 1 to 1662 code for a protein of 553 amino acids. The record is from RefSeq and is a predicted model, not a curated record. Gene Ontology annotation, biological process: modulation of chemical synaptic transmission; postsynaptic membrane assembly; neuron cell-cell adhesion. Lineage: Eukaryota; Metazoa; Chordata; Amphibia; Anura; Dicroglossidae. The transcript has 11 exons.
AUGGCCCGCUGGAUAGCUCUCACCUUGGCGUUCGCCAGCCUCCUGGCAGCUGUCCAUGCAGCAUCGCUGGGAGUCGUGUACACAGAAGGAGGAUUCGUACAGGGAACGAAUAAGCAAAUUGGUAUUUUGAAUCCAAAAUACAUUGACAUUUUCAAGGGAAUCCCCUUUGCUGCUCCUCCAGAAAUCCUCCAAAAAGCUGCGAAACAUCCAGGAUGGUCAGGAACUCUGAAAGCCACAGACUUCAAGUCACGCUGUCUGCAAGUCACCUUGAGCCAAACUGAUACCCGUGGAAGUACAGACUGCCUGUACCUGAAUAUCUGGGCUCCUCAACCUGGCAGAUCAGUGUCCACCAACAUGCCAGUUAUGGUAUGGAUCUAUGGUGGAGCCUAUCUGUUUGGUUCAGCUGAAGGAGCCAAUGUACUCAGCAACUACCUGUACGAUGGCGAGGAGCUUGCUCUCCGUGGCAAUGUCAUUGUUGUGACCUUCAAUUACCGUGUGGGACCAUUGGGAUUCUUGAGCACUGGAGACGCCAACUCCCCUGGAAACUACGGCCUGUGGGAUCAACAUAUGGCUAUUGCUUGGGUGAAGAGGAACAUUGCUGCCUUUGGUGGAAACCCCGAUAACAUCACCAUCUUCGGAGAGUCCGCAGGAGGUGCCAGUGUCUCUCUGCAGACCCUGACUCCUUACAAUGUUGGACUGAUCAAGCGUGCCAUCAGCCAGAGUGGUACAGGUCUGUGCCCAUGGGCUAUUCAGCGGGACCCUCUCUUCUGGGCUAAAGAGGUAGCCCUAAACGUCGGUUGUCCUGUAGAUGACACAGCUGCCCUGGCCAACUGUUUGAGGAUUACAGACCCCAAAGCCCUUACUCUGGCUUACAAACUGGAUCUGACUAAACUUGACUACCCCGUUGUGCACUACUUGGGCUUAUCAGCAGUUAUUGAUGGAGAUUUCAUCCCCGAUGAGCCAGCUAACCUGUUCCACAAUGCUGCUGAUGUGGACUAUAUGGCCGGAGCCAACAACAUGGACGGACAUUUGUUUGCUGGCAUGGAUCUCUCCGUCAUCAACAAACCACUGCAGAACAUUUCUCCGGUUGAGGUAGAGAAGCUGAUCUCAGAUCUUACACUUCCCAAGGGAUCGGUUGGAGCAGACCUGGGUUAUCAGCUUUACACUGUAAAUUGGGGGCCCAAUCCUGAGCAGGAGCUCAUGAAGAGAACAGUUAUCGAGGCAGAGACUGAUUACAUCUUCCUGGUGCCCACUCAGGAGUCUUUAGCCUAUCAUGCCAUGACUUCCAGGACUGGCAAGACCUACAGCUACCUGUUUUCUCACCCCUCACGUAUGCCCCUCUACCCCAGUUGGGUGGGUGCUGAUCACGCUGACGAUCUGCAGUUUAUUUUUGGAAAGCCCUUCACCACUCCACUGGGUUUCAGAACCCAGGACAGAAAUGUGUCCGGGGCCAUGAUUGCUUACUGGACCAACUUUGCUGCCACUGGCGACCCCAAUAAUGGUCCAUCCAAAGUCCCCACUUCAUGGCUUCCUUACAAUGCUCAGUUUGGACAAUAUCUAGAAAUUAACAACGACAUCACCUUCAAGUCCAUGAAACAGGGACUAAGGUCACAUUACGUCCGCUUCUGGGUCCAUACCUACCGCAGCCUACCCACUGUUUAA